Molecule: messenger RNA, 1752 nt
Organism: Brassica napus (rape)
Lineage: Eukaryota; Viridiplantae; Streptophyta; Magnoliopsida; Brassicales; Brassicaceae
Product: fe(2+) transport protein 2
Exons: 3
Coding region: 596-1660 (354 amino acids)
Biological process (GO): zinc ion transmembrane transport
Cellular component (GO): plasma membrane
Molecular function (GO): zinc ion transmembrane transporter activity
Source: RefSeq, a predicted model, not a curated record
AUCUCAUUAAGGCAUGUGGUAUAAGACUCAUAUGUAGACGAGCUUCAUGACUAGUUUGGUAGUAGCAAUAUGGCCCAAUGUCGAUAGAUGGGCUACAGUUUUCUUUUUGUUUGACUUCGGAUUUUAAUGAUUCCUAAAUUACUAAUGAAAAUUGUAGUAGGAUAUAGCGACAUGUUAACAAUUGAAACGACAACAAAAAUUCAAUCAUUAAUCUCUGAGAAAGUUAUUAAAGGUUUGGAACAUAUUAAAUUAAACAAUGUCGGUAAUUCGAUUUUAAUUUGAUCCUUAUGAUAAUAAAACGAAUGUUUGGGAUUAGCCACCCCUUCCAUCCGAUUAAACAAUAACAGGAUAAUGUUCAAUAUAAUUUUUAAAUUUAUACCUGACAAUGUACAUACAGAAAUACACAAUCAAUAGAAUCGGGAAUCUGAUUCUCCAAUGUUAUCUUCUUCUUCUAUUGAUUUAGUCCAUUACUCAAUAAAUUGACUUUCCACAUCAAGACCGAUAACAAGCCGGCUAAUAUUCCUUUAUAAACCAACCAAAACACAAAACAUUUAUUUCAUCAAACACCAUAUACUAUAAACUAACCCCCAUACUAAUGGCUACUACCAAACUAGUCAUGAAGCUCGUCUACAUCCUCCUCAUCAUAUUCACCUUUACCGUAUCUCCGGCCAUCUCAACGACCCCGGAAAGUUGCGACAUCGGCUCGGAUAAUCCAUGCAUCGACAAAGCUAAGGCUUUACCAAUCAAAAUCAUAGCCAUUGUAGCCAUCUUUACGACUAGCUUGAUAGGCGUAAUGGCUCCUCUUUUCAGCCGUUACAUUUCGUUCCUACGUCCUGACGGCAACGGAUUUAUGAUUGUAAAAUGUUUUUCUUCCGGAAUCAUCCUCGGAACCGGAUUCAUGCACGUCUUGCCUCACGCUUUCGAGAUUUUGUCAUCGGAAUGUCUUAGUGAUGAUCCGUGGCAUAAGUUUCCUUUCGCAGGGUUUGUUGCUAUGUUGUCUGGUCUAGUCACUCUUGCUAUUGACUCCGUUACUACAAGCCUUUAUACCGUCAAAAACGUAGUCGGACCAGUGCCUGACGAGUAUGGCAUUGAUCAUGAGAAGGCGAUUCACAAUCAUAGUCACGGUCAUGGUCUUGUGCUAGGAACUGCUAAAGAUGAUGGACCUUCCGAUCCACAGCUUUUACGGUACCGUAUCAUUGCCAUGGUAUUGGAGCUUGGGAUAUUAUUUCAUUCCGUGGUCAUUGGACUAUCUCUAGGAGCAUCUAAUGAUGCAUGUACCAUUAAAGGACUCAUCAUAGCUCUUUGCUUCCAUCACUUGUUCGAAGGCAUGGGUCUCGGUGGAUGUAUACUCCAGGCAGAUUUUACCAAUGUGAAGAAGUUCUUGAUGGCAUUCUUGUUUGCUGGAACAACACCUUGUGGUAUCUUCCUCGGACUCGCAUUGUCUAGCAUUUAUAGAGAUAAUAGUCCAACCGCAUUGAUUACGAUCGGGCUGUUAAAUGCUUGCUCGGCCGGAAUGCUCAUCUACAUGGCACUCGUCGACCUUCUAGCUACUGAGUUCAUGGGAUCAAUGCUCCAAGGUAGUAUCAAACUUCAGAUCAAGUGCUUCGCGGCUGCAUUGCUCGGCUGCACCGUAAUGUCGGUAGUCGCCAAGUGGGGCUAAUACACUCAACAUAAUUAAAAAUGUAUUUUCUUAAAAAAAUUAUUUGAUUUAUUUUUUGUCGUUAAAUUAAUUAUUUGAUUUAUUACAAUCGA